Molecule: messenger RNA, 1335 nt
Organism: Maylandia zebra (zebra mbuna)
Lineage: Eukaryota; Metazoa; Chordata; Actinopteri; Cichliformes; Cichlidae
Source: RefSeq, a predicted model, not a curated record
AGUCAUUGUCCAUCUUGAUCUACUCUGCAGAGGAUUUGAUGUCCAACCAACCAUACACCAUGGAGAUGUCCAACCAACCAUACACCAUGGAGAUGUCCUACUAUGAAUAUGAAUAUAAUGUCAGUGACUACCUAGAUUAUGAUGGUUUUUGUGUUUUUCACAACAACCCGAAUGUGGUGAAGGUGAUCGGCGCGUACAUCCACUCCAUCUUCUGCAUCCUGGGCCUCGUGGGGAACAGCAUGGUCAUUGUCACCUACGCCUUCUACAAGAGGAUCAAGUGCAUGACUGACAUCUACCUGAUCAACGUGGCCAUCGCCGACCUGCUGUUUGUGCUGGCGCUACCAUUCAUUGUCUACAACGAGCUGUGGUCGUGGCCGAUGGGGCAGGUGGCCUGCAAGCUGCUGCGCGGCUCCUACAGCGUGAACCUGUACAGCGGCAUGCUGCUGUUCGCCUGCAUCAGCACCGACCGCUACAUCGCCAUCGCCCAGGCUCGGCGCAGGCGCUGGCUGUCAUACAGGUCCAUCAUCUGCGCCAUCAUCUGGAUCUUCGCUAUACUCGUGUCCAUCCCCACCUUCUACUUCUAUCAGUGGUACGAGCCGUCACACAUGAAUCACAUCAUAUUCGACGAUGAUAACCAAACUGGUUUCCAGAGGACUCCUGCGUACGUCUGUGAGCUCAAGUUUGAAGGCCCAGCCAUGGCGGUGAGGGUGGCCGUCCCCAUCACUCAGAUCAGCGUGGGUUUCUUCCUGCCACUCUUCAUCACGAUCUUCUGCUUCAGUGGCAUCAUCAUCACCCUGCUUAAGACCAAGAAUCUCCAGCACCACAGAGAGGUGUGGGAGAUGCUGGUGGUUGUGGCCGUGUUCAUCAUCUGCCACCUGCCCUACAACAUAGUGCUGCUGUACAACACGGUCACCGUGUUUCAGGAGUACUCGUGUGAUGAGGCGGACAUGCUGGAGAUGGCCCUGACAGUGUCGCAGACCAUUGCUUACUUGCACUGCUGCCUGAACCCGAUGCUGUACGCCUUGGUGGGGCUGAACUUCAGGAACCAUUUCAGGAGGAUCUUCAGGGACCUUUGGUGUCUCGGAAAGGCCCCACGCCGCUUCUCCAGAGUCACCUCCGACUUCUACAUGUCCUCCACUCUGCGCUCGAUGGACGGGUCCAGCAACAGUGGCGCUUCUUUCACUAUGUGAAGACAUCCGUGGGUUGAUCUCUGAAGAUCCAGGUCUCUAACACCGAACGCGAUUCACGCGAUUCACGCGAUUCACUAACAGAAGAAAUAAAAGACAGUCAAAACAUAAAACAGUUUAAAGUAAAAUAUAAAAACCUAAUUUUAAA